AAGAUGACUGAGCCGAAGGAUUCGAUGUCGACGGUGGCAGCGGAAGCGCCGGUGACGCUGGAGAGGCGGAUCCGGACUGACUUGGAGGAACACCUUUCAAAACCUUAUUUGGCGAGAGGAUUAGUGGCUCCCGACGUAUAUCAUCCUGAAGGCACCGAAGAGCGCAAGCAUCAUCAGCUCAGUGUUCUACAGCAACAUGUUGCCUUCUUCGACUUGGACGACAAUGGAAUCGUUUACCCUUGGGAAACUUAUACGGGUUCGAGACUUAUUGGCUUCAAUCCUGUUAUGUCACUGCUGAUUGCAAUCGUAGUUAAUGCAACUUUUAGCUACGCAACUCAACCAAGCUGGAUACCUUCUCUGUUUUUCCCCAUAUACAUACGCAACAUCCAUGCAAGCAAACAUGGCAGUGAUUCCGGAUCUUACGACAACGAGGGAAGAUUUGUGCCUGUGAACUUUGAGAAUAUAUUUAGCAAGUACGCACGGACGGAUCCCAACAGGCUCACUUUUGUGGAGCUGUGGAGGAUGACAGAAGGCCAAAGAGUUGCUUACGACUUCUUUGGAUGGAUUGCAGCGAAGCUCGAAUGGAUAGCUUUGUACCUGUUGGCGAGAGAUGAAGAGGGAUACCUGCCUCGGGAAGCCAUCAGGCGUUGCUUCGAUGGAAGCUUGUUCGAGUACUGCGCCAGCCAGCGAGAGGCGUGCGAGAAGGUGGAUUAG
Zingiber officinale is the source of this 714-nucleotide messenger RNA. RefSeq names its product peroxygenase-like. The record is from RefSeq and is a predicted model, not a curated record. The transcript has 6 exons. Lineage: Eukaryota; Viridiplantae; Streptophyta; Magnoliopsida; Zingiberales; Zingiberaceae. Bases 4 to 714 code for a protein of 236 amino acids. Gene Ontology annotation, molecular function: monooxygenase activity; calcium ion binding.